This is a messenger RNA of Zygosaccharomyces rouxii, 1419 nucleotides long. It is a transcript of the gene RIT1, whose product is annotated as tRNA A64-2'-O-ribosylphosphate transferase. Gene Ontology annotation, biological process: charged-tRNA amino acid modification. Gene Ontology annotation, molecular function: tRNA adenosine(64)-2'-O-ribosylphosphate transferase activity. The coding region runs from base 1 to 1419 and encodes 472 amino acids. Gene Ontology annotation, cellular component: cytoplasm. Lineage: Eukaryota; Fungi; Ascomycota; Saccharomycetes; Saccharomycetales; Saccharomycetaceae. The record is from RefSeq and is a predicted model, not a curated record. The transcript has a single exon.
AUGGAUCCAGACCUUGCAUUCUCACUUAAUCAGAUCAAUAGAGACAUUAAAAAGGAGUACACCUCAUUAAGGAAUCGUAUACAAAGUAUUUUGUUCGAUAAUGCAUUUAUAGCUCAAAGAGUCAUACCAAGAUUCCCAAAUUACCCGCUAAUCCCCAAUGAAAGAUGUGGACUUUGGUAUUGUGAUCCUAAGGAUUUCGAUCAAACGAGUUAUUUUAAAAGUACAGAUGGACAUACUAAUCAAUGGGAUUUCAGUACGAGAAGGCUUAACUUGCAUCUAUUACCAAUUUUACAAGAGAAGAAUGGAAUUAUCAUCGUAGAUAGUACUAGAAGGGGUAAACUAAUGCCAGAUGCACUAAGUAAGACGAUACCGAUUUGGUGUGCAGUUUUAAAUUCCCUCAUGCAACCUGAUAAAUCUGAAGUGUUGUUUACGCCGCCCAAGUGUGUAUCUCAAUCCGAACAUGAUAGCAUCAAGACUCGCAUCCCAUCGUUAGUAGACAGGCUCGAGAAGUUGGACAUUUUGGAUGCUCAAGAUUUGCGAAAUAAGUUUCAGGGCAAAAUCUUGAGGCCAUUUUGGGUAUACCCUGGAUCUGAUAUGCUUAGAUCAUCAACCGAUCCAUUCACUGGAGAAAUUAUCGAAAUUCAAUGGGAACCUGGCCCCAAUGAACAAAUCAUCCCAAUAAUCUUAUGUACAGCAAGCUAUAGAGCGCAAGAUGGUGUUGACAAAAGACACGGCUUCACCUACGUGCAAGGUGCCGCCGACGACCACGAAUUGUGGUCGUGUGGAUUGGAUCCAAAGCUGCUUUGGAAUAACUGGCAUUACUUCCACGAUCUCGACCGUAAUGAUAAGGAAUUGGAAAGUCAUGUUAAAACGUUAAUCGAACUUGCAGAAACCACCGAUCAUAGAAAUCAUCUAGCAGACAUUGUAGAAAUGGAUCCCAUUACCAAAGAACUGUCACUGGGAAAGUUAAAGGACCACACAGCGAUAACACCAAAUAUAGCUCGAGAACUUGAUUCGCAAUUUUCUCUGGUCAUAAUAUUAAGCCAAUCUGUUACGCUUUCCAAACCGUUUGAUUUCAUUAAAACCUAUAAUCUACAGAGUGGAUCUAAACGGAGUUCAAAAGACCUCAGAGCAGCCCUGAUAGAAAUUGACCAUAUAGUCUCUGCACAUCUAAACAAAGACGUCGUCAAGCGAAAACCUAUCAUGGUUUGCUGCAAUUCUGGUACUGACAUAUCGGUUGGAGUCAUACUGAUGAUCCUGUGCAAGUACUACUCACAAGACUGGUUACUGGGAAAACCUGACUCGGUAAACAAGUUCGUGAUAAGACGUCAUUUGGUACAGAUAAUUAACAAGAUUAAGCGACGCAACGUGAACCCAUCCAGGGCCACAUUGAAUAGUAUUAAUAGUUUUCUAAUGUAA